Messenger RNA from Cryptococcus amylolentus CBS 6039, 803 nucleotides. Its product is annotated as translation elongation factor IF5A, variant. Gene Ontology annotation, biological process: positive regulation of translational elongation; positive regulation of translational termination. Gene Ontology annotation, molecular function: translation elongation factor activity; RNA binding; ribosome binding. The transcript is spliced from 5 exons. NCBI's taxonomy places the organism in Eukaryota, Fungi, Basidiomycota, Tremellomycetes, Tremellales, Cryptococcaceae. The coding region runs from base 230 to 655 and encodes 141 amino acids. The record is from RefSeq and is a predicted model, not a curated record.
CUUUCUUGCUUACGAUCUCAUCAAGCACUCCAAAGUUGCUUUUAUAAUAAGCUCUACACUAUGAGGCUUCCCAUCCCCCAUCAUCCACACUUGCCAUCUUCCAGUGAGCUUUCAGAGAGGGGCACAAAGGACAAAAAGUAGAGUGUGGGGCAGCCCUGCGGGGUCAAGGACGGUCGUAUGACAUGAUGGGUAACAACUAGACGCUGACAGGUGGCGCUUCUUGAUAGAAAUGGCUCACCACCCCAACAACGACACCUACCCAGUACAAUUUUCCGCUCUCAAGAAGAGCAACUACGUCGUCCUACACAACGUACCUUGCAAGAUCACUGACAUUUCCACUAAGCACGGUGAAGCCGAGGUCCACAUAGUCAGUGUCGACAUCUUCACCGGCAAGAAGUAUGAAGACACUGUUCCAUCUACCCAGGUCAUGCAGGUCCCCAACGUCACCCAUGAAGAGUACCUGCUCGCCAGUAUUGAUGACGAUGACGUCCUCGUCUUGGAGCACGGCGCUGAAGGUGUGCCCAAGUACAUCAAAUUGCCCCCAGGCAAGCUUGGCGAGCAAAUCACCUCCAACUUCCACAUGGACAAGACUAUCGUUGUCGUUGUGCUUGGUGCUAUGGGAGGGGAGCAAGUCGUGUCUCAGAAGGUCACUUGAUCUUGUAUCUGCCAUGUCGCAAUAUGCCUGUAUAAACAAGAGGUGAUUGGAGAGUAAACGAUUCUCUGCAUGGCUCAACGCAGCUACAUCAUCAGCCAAAGUCGGAUCGUAUGUACAUUGUCGAUAUGUAUCAACGUGCAAGGCUGUG